Lampris incognitus (smalleye Pacific opah) is the source of this 6903-nucleotide messenger RNA. RefSeq names its product voltage-dependent R-type calcium channel subunit alpha-1E-like. Gene Ontology annotation, cellular component: voltage-gated calcium channel complex; neuronal cell body; membrane. Gene Ontology annotation, biological process: calcium ion import across plasma membrane; chemical synaptic transmission. The coding region runs from base 16 to 6837 and encodes 2273 amino acids. The record is from RefSeq and is a predicted model, not a curated record. Gene Ontology annotation, molecular function: high voltage-gated calcium channel activity. The transcript is spliced from 47 exons. Lineage: Eukaryota; Metazoa; Chordata; Actinopteri; Lampriformes; Lampridae.
GUGAGCCCCCACGGCAUGCUGCGGCGACGCGGGGGUCUGGUGGACCAGAGGGACGUGAUUAUGGCCCACCAAGCCCACAAGAUUCAGAGUACUCCGCAGGCCCGUAGGAAAGAGUGGGAAAUGGCUCGGUUCGGAGAGGAGUCGGCCCCCGGCGCGGCGGACCGCGGGGACGGGGACGCGGCGGAGCGCGGCGCGGACGGCGCGGACGGCGCGGACGCGGCGGGGCCGGCGGGCUCCCUGAAGCAAGCCGCCAAGGCGCAGCGGGCCAAGACCAUGGCGCUGUACAACCCCGUCCCGCACCGGCACAACUGCCUCACCGUCAACAGGUCGCUCUUCAUCUUCGCCCAGGACAACAUGAUAAGGAAAUACGCGCGGAGAAUCAUCGAGUGGCCACCCUUUGAGUACAUGAUCCUGGCCACCAUCACCGCCAACUGCGUCGUCCUUGCACUGGAGCAGCACCUGCCAGGAGAGGACAAGACCCCGAUGGCCAAGAGACUGGUGGGGGCUGCGAUCCUGGCCACUGCAGGUGCCCACAUGAACAUUCCAGUGGACCUGCGGACCCUGAGGGCGGUGCGAGUUCUCAGACCUCUUAAGCUGGUCUCAGGGAUCCCAAGCUUGCAGAUAGUGCUGAAGUCCAUCAUGAAGGCCAUGAUCCCACUGCUCCAGAUUGGCCUUCUUCUGUUCUUCGCCAUCCUCAUGUUUGCCAUCAUCGGUCUGGAGUUCUACAGUGGAAAGCUUCACCAGACCUGCCUGCCGUCGGAGAACAUCAUGGAGAACGAGACAGUCGACUCCUCGGAGGUGGCCUUCGCCUGCGGGGUGAGGAAGUGUCCGGAGAGGUACGACUGCAAUGACACCUGGAUCGGGCCCAACGACGGAAUCACCCAGUUCGACAACAUCCUGUUUGCCGUGCUCACCGUUUUCCAGUGCAUCACCAUGGAGGGAUGGACGGCUGUCCUGUACAACACCAAUGACGCUUUGGGUCCUGCAUGGAACUGGAUGUACUUCAUCCCUCUCAUCAUCAUAGGCUCCUUCUUUGUACUGAACUUGGUUUUGGGAGUCCUCUCUGGGGAGUUUGCCAAGGAGAGAGAGCGGGUGGAGAACAGACGGGCCUUCAUGAAGCUGCGGCGCCAGCAGCAGGUGGAACGAGAACUGAACGGCUAUCGAGCCUGGAUAGACAGGGCAGAGGAGGUUAUGCUUGCAGAGGAAAAUAAGAAUUCUGGGAGAUCGGCUUUAGACGUGCUGAAGAGAGCCACCAGUAAGAAGACUGGUGCCCGCAGAUCAGGACCUGGGGAGGACAAGUAUGGAGAUGUGUGUACUGCAGGCAUGUCUCGAUCGAGGGUGAACUUCCGUAGCGGCCGGCGCGGCCCUGCUGCCUACCUGCGACGCAAGGAGCGCAUGUUGCGCAUCUCCAUCCGCCGCAUGGUGAAGACCGACACCUUCUACUGGACCGUUCUCAGCCUGGUGGCUCUGAACACCAUCUGCGUGGCCAUCGUCCACCACAACCAGCCCGACUGGCUCUCCAUCUUCCUCUACUACGCAGAGUUUGUUUUCCUGGGGCUGUUUUUGGCCGAGAUGUUCUUGAAGAUGUACGGACUGGGUUUCCGACUGUACUUCCAUUCAUCGUUCAACUGCUUUGACUGCGGGGUCAUUAUCGGCAGCAUCUUUGAGGUGGUGUGGGGCUUCUUCCGGCCAGGGAUGUCCUUUGGUAUCAGCGUGCUAAGGGCACUGAGACUCCUAAGGAUCUUCAAAAUCACCAAGUACUGGGCAUCGCUCAGAAACCUGGUCGUGUCCCUCAUGAGCUCCAUGAAGUCCAUCAUCAGCCUGCUUUUUCUUCUCUUCCUCUUUAUCGUUGUGUUCGCUCUACUGGGUAUGCAGCUUUUUGGAGGCAGGUUCAUCUUUGAAGAUUACACUCCCACCAACUUUGACACGUUUCCAGCUGCCAUCAUGACAGUGUUUCAGAUUCUUACUGGUGAGGACUGGAACGAGGUGAUGUACAAUGGUAUUCGAUCCCAGGGGGGUGUGCAGUAUGGCAUGUGGUCCUCUAUCUACUUCAUAGUCCUUACCCUAUUUGGAAACUACACUCUGCUCAAUGUCUUUUUGGCCAUCGCUGUUGACAAUCUGGCAAACGCACAGGAACUGACUAAGGAUGAAGAGGAGGAAGAGGAAUUUUUCAACCAGAGAUAUGCCAGAGGCAGAGAUGGCUUGUUGUCUGAGGGAAGGAGAAGACCCUACCUAUACCGCAAACGGGCCAUCCACCGAGGCCGCCCGACUUUCCCGGAGGAGCCAGAAGCUGGAGCAGGGGGUGCAGAUGAGCAGCCCCUAAAUGGCAACAAUGCCUUCGCCGCCCGCCGUGAACGGAGGAGAAAGGUUAACAUGUCAGUGUGGGAGCAGAGGGCCAACCAGCUGCGCAAGCGUCGUCAGAUGGCGAGCCGAGAGGAGUUGUUCAGUAACCCCACUGAGGACACCGUCGAGACCCCCACCAGUACCCACCACGUCCCCGCGCUUUCCCCAGAGGCCAGCCCAGCGCACCUGCCUGAGUCACCCAUGUCUGUGGGUAUGCCGCUGCCGGAGCCCCCCAUGUCCGUCGCCAUCCCCAUGCCUGAACCCCCAGAAGCUGAACCUUUGCCUCUUCUCACACUUGCUGAGGAGAGAACGGGUGGGGCCAACCACCGAUCGACGGGUGGGGGUAGGCACAGAGUCGCCCGCAAGUUUAGGUCCGGCCCAGGUCCGGAUGAGGGGGCACGGCACAGGCGCCACCGGCACCGUCAAGCUCGUACCGAGGUUAAGAGUCUGGACUGCAUGCAGUCUCCUCAGGAAGUGACGAGAUUGAGACGAUCAGUAAGCCAGGACAGGAAGAUAUUGGACGAAAGGGAGGAGACGGAGGAGAGAGAGGAGAAGGAGACCAUACAAGUUGAGGGAGGCUCAGUAACAGAUGACGGCGGCACCUGCAUCAUCAACCCAUACGCAGAGGUUGGGGAGGAUCAUGGAAGAGUCAGUGUCCCCGGCGCAGAAAUUCCGGAUCCUCCCAAAUGCAGCCAGCUCCCCGAAUCACUACCCCCAGCCCUGCUGGACUGCACCUGGGCCGAACAGGACGAAGUUGGGCCGAAUGACCAGUAUGAUCCCUUGUGCCAGAACCUUGCGGUGGAGCCCGCCGUAGAAGCCACCGAGUACUCUGUCGGGUUGUUUGACGCCGAGAACCACCCGGCUUCUCUGACAUGUGACAAGUUGAACCCAGAGGCAGAUGUCAUCAUCGAAAUGUCGGCGCAGCCCCUGCUCGAGCUCACCCCCAUGACAGUGAACAGCAAAGAGUUGGAGGUCUUCCAGUCAGAGCAGAGAGAGAAAGAGGAGGAGACAGAGGAGGAGGAAAUACCCAUUCCUCCCAAACCUGUGGCUCCAGACAGCAUGUUCAUUUUCAAAGCCUCCAAUCCCAUCAGGAGGAUCUGCCACUAUGUGGUUACCCUGCGCUAUUUUGAGAUGACCAUCCUCCUGGUAAUUGUGGCCAGCAGCAUUGCACUCGCUGCUGAGGAUCCUGUGUGCACCAACUCAGACAGGAACAAGGUGCUGCGUUAUUUUGAUUACGUCUUCACCGGAGUGUUCACCUUUGAGAUGAUCAUCAAGAUGAUAGACCAGGGUCUGAUUCUGCACGACGGCUCCUAUUUCCGAGACAUGUGGAACAUCCUGGACUUCAUUGUGGUGGUGGGAGCUCUGAUUGCCUUCGCUUUAACGAAUGUGAUGGGGAACAACAAAGGCCGAGACAUUAAGACCAUUAAAUCCCUCCGAGUGCUGAGAGUCCUGCGACCUCUCAAAACCAUCAAGAGGCUCCCCAAACUUAAGGCUGUUUUCGACUGCGUGGUCACGUCCUUGAAGAACGUCUUCAACAUUCUCAUCGUCUACCAGCUCUUCAUGUUCAUAUUCGCCGUCAUCGCCGUGCAGCUCUUCAAGGGAAAGUUCUUCUACUGCACCGACGGCUCCAUGAAUACAGAGAAGGAAUGCCAAGGCUACUACAUUGACUACAGCAGAGACAAGAAGGAGGUGAAGAGGAGGGAGUGGAGAAGACACGAGUUCCACUACGACAAUGUCUGCUGGGCCCUCCUCACACUUUUCACCGUCUCCACGGGGGAGGGAUGGCCUCAGGUCCUCCAGCACUCUACUGAUGUCACGGAAGAGAACAUGGGUCCAAGCCGGGGGAACCGGAUGGAGAUGUCCGUGUUCUACGUGGUCUACUUUGUGGUGUUCCCGUUCUUCUUCGUCAACAUCUUUGUGGCUCUCAUCAUCAUCACCUUCCAGGAACAGGGUGACAAGAUGAUUCAGGAGUGCAGCCUGGAGAAGAAUGAGAGGGCCUGCAUUGACUUUACCAUGAGCGCCAAACCCAUGACCCGCUACAUGCCGCAGAACAGGCAAACCUUCCAGUACAGACUGUGGCACUUUGUUGCGUCGCCCUCUUUUGAGUACACAGUGCUGGUCAUGAUCGCCCUGAACACUGUGGUUCUGAUGAUGAAGUAUCACUCAGCCCCGACAGCCUACGAUACGGUGCUGAAGCAUCUGAACACAGCCUUCACCGUCCUCUUCUCCAUGGAGUGUGUGCUGAAGAUCAUGGCGUUUGGCCUUGUGAACUACUUCCGAGACACAUGGAAUAUUUUUGAUUUCAUCACGGUGCUCGGCAGCAUCACAGAGAUAAUCGUGGAUUUACAGUCGUUGAACACCAUCAACAUGAGUUUCCUGAAGCUCUUCCGAGCGGCCAGGCUGAUCAAGCUGCUGAGGCAGGGUUACACCAUACGGAUCCUGCUCUGGACCUUCGUGCAGUCCUUUAAGGCUCUCCCUUAUGUCUGUCUUCUCAUCGCCAUGCUUUUCUUCAUAUAUGCCAUAAUCGGCAUGCAGGUAUUCGGAAACAUCAAGUUGAAUGACGAGAGCCACAUCAACCAGCACAACAAUUUCAAGACCUUUUUCAGUGCACUGAUGCUCCUUUUCAGGAGUGCAACGGGGGAGUCCUGGCAGGAGAUCAUGCUCUCAUGUCUGGGCGGUCAGGAGUGUGAGCCGGACCCCUCCAUCGCCCCCCUCACCAUAUCACCAGACCACGAGGGGGGCUGCGGCACCGAAUUCGCUUACUGCUACUUUGUCUCAUUUAUUUUCUUCAGCUCUUUUCUGAUGCUAAAUCUCUUCGUGGCUGUGAUUAUGGAUAAUUUCGAGUACCUUACGAGAGAUUCCUCGAUCCUCGGCCCCCAUCACCUGGACGAGUUUGUGCGCAUCUGGGGAGAGUAUGACCGUGCAGCAUGUGGCCGUAUCCACUACACGGCCAUGUAUGAGAUGCUGACCCACAUGUCACCACCCCUGGGCCUGGGGAAGAAGUGUCCGGCUAAAAUCGCCUAUAAGAGGUUGGUGUUGAUGAACAUGCCUGUGGAUGAAGACAUGACGGUCCAUUUUACCUCCACCCUGAUGUCUCUCAUCCGUACCGCGUUGGACAUAAAAAUAGCCAGAGGAGGCGAAGACCGUGUCGCGCUGGACACCGAGCUGCAGAAGGAGAUCAGUGUCAUCUGGCCUUACCUGCCACAGAAGACCUUGGACUUACUGGUGCCUAUAAACAAAGAUACUGACAUGACUGUUGGCAAGAUCUACGCUUCGAUGAUGAUAAUGGACUACUUCAAACAAAACAAAGCCAAGAAGCUUAGACAACAGCUAGAAGCCCAGAAGAGUAAUUUGAUUUUCAAGCGUCUAGAUGCAUCGGCCCUCCCUGAUGACAUUCUCUCCAACACCCAGCCACUCCCGUCCAUGGCCCACAGCGCCGGCUCAGCCCUGACCAGGGGAGGUUUUGUGGCUUUGAGCCCCAUCUCACCCCAGGAGCUCUUCCUGGAGCCUGAGUGCUCAGACGUUGAGUCAAGCCAAAGCCAAAGCCAAUGCCUGGUGGGGAAGAGCAGUAGGUCAAUGGGAGCCUCACUGGAGCUCCCGCUAGGCAGGGGCCUGUGCGCACGGGCUUCCUCCAUGCCUCGUCUGGCUGUAGACUCGCAGCAGGCAGAGGUUUCAUCAGGUUCCAUGAAGCGUUCCGUCUCCACUGUUGCGGAUCAGCGGGUGAAUGGCCUGUGGCAGGAGGAAGAGGAGGAGAAAAGCCCUGAGAGAGUGUACAGACCCCGUCACAAGAGUUACAAGGCAGCAGUGUCUCGGUCUGAGCAGUGGCAGCAGGCUGACAGGGACAGAGAACGUGGCCGGUCCAAGGAGCGCCGUCACCUCCUCUCCCCAGACACGUCACGAUGCAACUCCGAGGAGAGGAGCCUGCAGCCCUCACGCUGCUCCAGUGCUGAACGGACACACGCCAAGGAUAAACAGGGCAACAGCUCAGAAAGCCCUGUACCCUCCACCUCGGAGUCCAGUACCCCCAGCGGCCGACGGCCCGUGUCUCAAACCCCUACACGCUCCCGCCCUCACAUCUCCUACUCCCCUCUCGUGUGCCGCACACAACCGUCCGUGGACGAGGACGAGCCGGGCAGCCCGGAGACCCUGAGGCGGGGUAAGCCCGUGUGGGAGGCUCAAGAGGGGCCGGCCGGUGAAAGACAGAGGGAAGCCGCCCAGCAUCAGAGCCCGCCUCGACGUUACCCCUCUGAGCCAUUCCUGACCUCCCAGGAGGACGACCACAGUCCAGACCCCACCGGUCCCAUGGAGACGCUGACCUUCGAGGCGGCCGUGGCCCACAGCCUGGGACGCUCAAACACCGUCAGCUCAGCCCGCCCACGCUCGCGGACGGGCUGGCAGAUCCCCAACGGACAUUUCCGGAAACGCCUGGCACAGACGGUCUCAGUGUCUGGCUGUGAUCCACUCAGCGACACGGAGGAGGACGACAGGCUCUAGAGACGGGAGGUGGAGCCUGGCCUGGGCGGCGGCGGGGGUUGUUAAUCCCAGAAAAGUGUUAGGAAA